This is a messenger RNA of Mobula hypostoma (lesser devil ray), 5501 nucleotides long. RefSeq names its product phosphatase and actin regulator 4b (gene phactr4b). The record is from RefSeq and is a predicted model, not a curated record. Gene Ontology annotation, biological process: actin cytoskeleton organization; neural crest cell migration. The transcript has 17 exons. Gene Ontology annotation, molecular function: actin binding. Lineage: Eukaryota; Metazoa; Chordata; Chondrichthyes; Myliobatiformes; Myliobatidae. The coding region runs from base 602 to 2689 and encodes 695 amino acids.
UUUCCCAGUCGAGGUGAGGCAGCGGGCGCUGGGGUUCAGCCCGAUACCCCGCAGCCAGGCCGAGUACUCGUAACAGCUGGAGUCGCUGCGCCGCUCACGGCCCAGGUACUUGGAGGCUGUGGUCAGAGAUUGGGCACCAGAGAUCAGCCGGGGUGGCAACAGCAGUGCCAGAUGCUGCGGAUCUGUGAAGUCAAGAAUGGGAAGACAAGCAGUUCUCCGUUGGCGCUUUGCUGAAGUCUCCAGUUGAUUGCCUGAUGCUGCGUGUGUCAGGGCAGGAGGAAAUUAAAUGUAGGACUGAGGGCACGGUUGAAAAGCAGUGGGUGUGAGCAAGGAGGCAUUUUACUCCAUCUUAGCCUGACUCUCCUGGAUAACUCAGAAAAUGCAAAUCUGGAACAGCAUGACCAGCAAAGAAGAAGUGGGAAGAUUAACCUUCAUGAAGUAUUCUCAUGGCAAAAUGCUUGGGGCAAAUCAGCACAACACCUUGCAGUAAGGUCCUGUUUCCUUCAGUGGCAUUUGCUGGAUGGCCAUAAGCAAGAGACUGCAAAGCAUUUCCUCAUUGUGUACACCAUGAUAGUGUGAUCGUGGAGACGUGUAGCUAGGGAUGGAAAAUCGUGUUGCUGAGGAAGAGGAGCAGCAUCCACCAGUGGGCUCGGGGAAUGACGUCUCUGGUUCAAAUACGCCCACAGCACGGAGGAAGGGAAAAUUUCCAGGAUUUGGAAAAAUCUUCAAACCUUGGAAAUGGAGGAAAAAGAAAAGCAGUGAAAGGUUCAAGGAAACUUCUGCGGUUUUGGACAGGAAAUUGUCUGUGAGACAGAGCAGAGCUGAACUGGUUAAGAAGGGAGUGUUGAAAGAGAUUCCUGAACAAGAUGGAGAAAUUAACAGCAAACCUGCCCAGAACAGUACACUAAAGAAUGGUCACACCAUCCCCUUGGGUGAGUUGGCCACCUCAAAGGAGCCAGAAGCAGCGGCCGGAGCUGAAAAGAGACCAAGCAUUUCAAAAACUUCACAGAAUGGUGAGGAGGAAAUGGUGAGCUCUUCUGAAGAGCCCCUAAAGACAAAAGCAGAGGUUCUGGACCGACGACCAUACUCAGAAUUGGAGCCCAUGCGUGAGCAGAAACAGGCUUUGCUUCCUCCCAAAAGACCUGUGUCAGCUCCCAAUCUGGAAGCAGGCGAGGGGCAAGUGAAAAAUUCUGGAGUCAGUAUGACUAGCGCCAAGGAUGUCUCCCCUAUUAUCUCAUCCUUCUCGACUUCAUGUUCCAUAACUACCUCCAGUAUCACUGAAUCUUUGGCUGCUGCUACAAAUACUACCACCACCGUAUCAAGUGCAUCUGUUUCCUCGACUACCACGGCCCCUGCUAAGCAACCUCCCAUCCCACCUCCAAAACCCAACCGAAAUAGUAAUCCUUUAUUUGCGGAACUUAGUCAAGUCAUGACCCCUGGCUUAGCUUUGCCAGGUAAGCAUUCGCCACCAGUGCCACACAAGAGGAUAAGCUUCAACCCACCCGUGACCGAGCCAAACAACACUACCCAAAGCUCAAGUGAGAGCAAGGAGAGAGUACAGUUACCAACAAAAGUACCAACGUCAGUGCACGCACCUGUGUCAUCACCAUCAUUGCCUUCGCGGCCACCUUCCGCUCCAGAACCCGCUCCUCGACAGUCCCUUCCACCAAGACCAGUAGUCAAACUCAUUCCUCCCACAUUGACGUUCAGUCACGCCAACGUACAACAUGAGAAAGAACCAGAUCCUUCACCUGAUGGCCACUCUGACGCGGAGCUCCUUCCGAAUCGCCAGUCCCAAGUUCCUUUGCACAUAAUGAUCCAACAGGCACUGUGUAGCCCUCGACCUGUCAUCACAGCAGCUGAUGCCUCAAAUACAGCAAAAUCACAGCUUUUUGAGACAGCCUUUGAAGAUGCCAAUAAGAAUCGAGGGUUGCAAGUCACCCUGGAAAAGUUAAAAUGUCCCUCUGAUGAUGAGAAUACAGAAGAUGAAGAGGAGGAAGAGGAGGAGGAGGAGGAACAGACAGAAGAGAGGUUCGAGGAACAGAAUGAUACAGCAUUAGUUUCAACAGUCGUUAUCAUACCAGAGCUUGUGAGACAGGAUGAAGACACGAGUGAUUCCGAUGAUGAUGGCCCAAUACUGUACAGGGAUGACAAUGAUGAGGAUGAGGAAGAUGAUUAUCCCAAUUCAUUGGCCAAUAAGGUAAAGCGAAAAGAUACUUUGGCUCUUAAACUGAGCAACAGACCUACGAAGCAGGAACUUAUAGAGAAGAAUAUACUACCUCGCCAAUCUGAUCAGGAGAGGCUUGAGAUUCGACAGCAGAUUGGAACAGCUCUCAUCAGGCGUCUGAGUCAAAGGCCAACUGCAGAAGAACUGGAGCAAAGGAAUAUUCUUAAAAAAAAAGAUGAAGAACAGGAACGGGCAGAGAAACGGGAAAUCAAGAGACGGCUCACUAGAAAGCUCAGUGAAAGACCCACCGUGGCAGAACUCCAGGCAAGAAAAAUCCUGCGAUUCCAUGAAUACGUUGAAGUAACGGAUGCCCAUGACUAUGAUCGACGUGCUGAUAAACCGUGGACAAAACUGACACCAGCAGAUAAGGCAGCGAUACGCAAGGAGUUAAAUGAAUUCAAAAGUACAGAGAUGGAGGUGCACAAAGAUAGCAGGGUGUAUACAAGGUUUCAUCGACCAUAAGAAUAUGCACAGAUACAAAUGGAAAGCAAGCUUGAUGGUAUAUGUGCAUAGAUGGGGAUGAGGCCCAAGCACUGUAGCUGAUGCCCUGUUACACUGACACUUGUGUUCUAUGUACUCAGUACAAAUUCAGUGAAUCCGGUGCCAUGAGAAAAAAUUAAUACUUGAUAAACAUAUGUAAAUUCAGUUUUCAGCAAAUCAUAAUCCUCAGAAUGGAGCUUUCCCUUGAUCAUAUCUGUCUCUGCACCUGCAGAUUUAUACAAUACUGCAGUUGUAUUGAAGUCUCAGCACUUGUUUAACACUUGCUGGGAUGAUGUGCCAGGGAAUGACUGUGUUUCCUUUUUUAAAGCAGAGAUGGAAGAAUAGUAGGCCUUUGUAUAGACUGUUAUCUCUUCACCCCCAAUCCCCUGCUCAAGAAUAUCUUCUCCCUAUGAGUGUGCAUUUGCACGCACUUUCAAGUUUCAAGGAAAACAGAGUGUCAACUGCUGACGAACCACCGAGGACCCCGAUUAACUGUCUGGCCCUCUUCUUCUGCCUUGCCCUCACAACUUCCAUCAGUUCUAUUGCCCUUUAGUUGCUGGUGUCUCCAGGAGCAAAACUGUCUCCUGGAAUAGAAAAAAAACUUUAUAUAAGGGUUUUCUAACCACCCACUCUGUGUAAGAGCUCCCCCCCCCACCUUUUUUAAAAAAAAAAUCAAGUGCUGAUUUUCACUGAAGCGGGUCUGUUUCGAAAGGAAUAUAUCACUGUGUUGGGUGCCUUUCUUCUGAAGGCAUCAUGGGAGAGGCAAAGAGGCCUGGUUGGUGCAGGGAAACCAUAACCCUUUGUACAUAGGAAGUGACUGGUUUGCGUUGAAUGUUGAAUUGUGCCUCCGUGGGAAAAGAAAAUUGCACCUCCCAUUUUUGUUUAGAGUGAAUAUGUAUUCAUUUGUCUUCAUAUUUAAAUAUUGAAUAAAGUAUAAUUGUGACUUUUUAUAAAAAAAAAUCAGAAUCCAUUCAAAACACUAUGCUGAUUUACUUCACAAUCAAACUGUCAAAUAGUUCAUUUUAGUUUUGUUUUAUCUUGACAUUUUAAAUUGCCUUGUAAUUUAUAACAAAUCAGUUUUCUCAGUCUUGAUCUCUAACAGGUGAUUGCAUAGACAAGAUGGCAGUGAAGAAUGUAAUUUGUUUUUCAAUUCCUUGUCUUCUUUACCCUCUGGCAACCAAUCAUCUUUUAUGUUUUAUAUGAGUGUUUUUAUCCAAGUGAACAGUUCAGUUAAUUCUAGUCCUUUUUCGCGAUGGAAUGCGGUGAAUGGGUUGUGAAUGGGUUGAAAUGAAUCUAUGUGAACUUGCUAAGACUUUUUUUACUUGCAGAGCUUGUGGCACUUGCUCUAUUUUUAAUUUUCAACAUUCUCAGUCCUUGAAAUCUGGAUGUAUAUCAGUAAAAUUCCAAGAAUCUUGUCUAUGGAUAGACCAGUGGGAUAGUUAAAAUUAAAUAUAUCUUGAAUUAAAGCUUGGCAGUAAAAUCAAUAAAAUCCCAUCUAAGUAUUUGAUUUAUUUGAGCUGUAAUGGAAUUACGAAAGGCCAUAAUUUUAACAAAAAUUAGCAGCACUGAGGUAAAAGGCAGGGCAGCAGUGAACAGCCCCUCGGAUGCAUUAUGAUGCCACCACAUUGUCAGGUUCAACCAUGGUCAUUUUUCAUGCGUAAUGAUAUUGUUUCUCUGCUGUUUCUUGUCUACCUUUGUGCAUUUAAAGUUGGCAAGAAUACAAGAGGAUUCUUUAAUAAGAGAUUUUUUUCAUUUAUUAUUCAAGUCAUUGUGACAAGUAGCAUUUGUAAUACAUCAGUGCUGCACUUACUUAUUGGUUGAUGGGGUCAGUAAUAUAGUAAUGACCCUUCCUAAUAGAAAUCAGAGUUAUCCAAUGGGUUAUUGGUUAAUGCAAUGGAUGGUGACAUGUUGUACAGGUUGGAAAGGUCUCUUUCUGAUCUCCUUGUGUGCUAACUUAACAGCUUGCAUCUCACAGUCUAGACACCAUAAUUAUCCUUGGGGGCCCUUGGGCAAAGGAGGAAGGUCAACUCAGGAUUCCUCCUCCUUACUAUGUUAUUUCCCAGUGGGAAGCCCAGGAGCGGGGCAGGGAUAUGGUGAGUCAUUGAAGAGCCAAGUUGCACUUGAAGAAUAGCCACAUGGAGCAAGUACUAAAGGAAUACCAGUACCCUCCUGCUCCGGUCAAUGAUCGAGAGAGGGAAGAUGAGACAACAAGGGUGCUGCAACACACUGGAGCCUAAUGGGCAUGCUAAACUGCUAACAAUUAAACUUUAGUAUUUUUAUUAAGCCAGUGCAUACAAUGCGGCAGGGAUUAAGAUACCCUCCCCUCCUGGAAUGAUUGCACAUCUGUUGUAUGUAAUGUUUUUAGCAAAGUAUCUUAACACAUUUCUUUUUUUUGUAAAGUGUUGGAUAUUUUAAAAUGGUCUUCCUUGUAUCUUUUUUUCCCCUCUGAUACAGCUUAUGAGUUUAUUCAUUGAAACCACACCAUGGUGUUUUUGUAUUUUGAGGGGAUCCAGGGUAUAAAAUUGCUCAAGAGCUUUAUCAUAAUUGUUUGUCAGUUUUGAAAUUCAACUGUACUGGGAGGAAGAAUAAAAGACCAGAUUGAAAUCCAGCCUCCCUCAUUAGAAUCUUUCAUCAAAGACAUGCAAAUUUUUUUUUUGCGGUCUGUAUAGUUGUUGUAUGUACAUUUUCAUAUGAGUUGUAAAUAAUUGACAAUUAAUGUUGCUCUUAUAAAUUUUUUUUGGUGUAUUUUGUUCUCAUUCAGUGCUGCUUUCUUUUAUUAAAAAAUAGAUUCCUA